Molecule: messenger RNA, 4970 nt
Organism: Neogale vison (American mink)
Lineage: Eukaryota; Metazoa; Chordata; Mammalia; Carnivora; Mustelidae
Gene: ZBTB10
Product: zinc finger and BTB domain containing 10
Exons: 6
Coding region: 27-2648 (873 amino acids)
Biological process (GO): regulation of transcription by RNA polymerase II
Molecular function (GO): RNA polymerase II cis-regulatory region sequence-specific DNA binding; DNA-binding transcription factor activity, RNA polymerase II-specific; protein binding
Source: RefSeq, a predicted model, not a curated record
ACCGGGCGGCGGCGGCGGCGCGCGCCAUGUCGUUCAGUGAAAUGAACCGCAGGACGCUGGCGUUCCGAGGAGGCGGGUUGGUCACCGCCAGUGGCGGCGGCGGCGGCGGCAGCUCCACGAACAAUAACGCUGGCGGGGAGGCCUCGGCUUGGCCUCAGCAGCCCCAGCCAAGACAGCCCCAGCCGCUAGCGCCUCAGCAGCUCAAUGGGCGGGGGGCCGACGAGGAAGUGGAAUUGGAGGGCCUGGAGCCCCAAGACCUGGAGGCCUCCGCUGGGGCGGCCGCGGCCGCCGCCGAGGAAACCAAGGAGUUGCUGCUCCCCCAAGACGCGAGCGGCCCCACCUCGCUGGGCGGCGGUGGCGCGGGGGGCCCCCUGCUAGCGGAAAGGAACCGUCGGACUCUGGCCUUCCGAGGAGGCGGCGGCGGCGGGGGUCUCGGCAACAAUGGCAGUAGCCGCGGCCGCCCCGAGACCUCGGCGUGGCCCCUGAGGCAUUUCAAUGGGCGAGGGCCAGCGGCUGUGGAUCUGGAGCUGGACGCGCUGGAGGGGAAGGAGUUGAUGCAGGACGGCGCGUCCCUGAGCGACAGCACCGAGGACGAGGAGGAGGGGGCGAGCCUGGGCGACGGCAGCGGGGCGGAAGGCGGCAGCUGCAGCAGCAGCAGGCGGUCGGGCGGCGAUGGCGGGGACGAAGUGGAGGGCAGCGGUGUGGGAGCUGGCGAAGGAGAGACUGUCCAGCACUUCCCGCUCGCGCGGCCCAAGUCCCUAAUGCAGAAGCUACAGUGCUCCUUCCAGACCUCUUGGCUCAAAGAUUUUCCCUGGCUGCGGUAUUCCAAGGAUACUGGCCUUAUGUCUUGCGGCUGGUGCCAAAAGACCCCUGAGGACGGGGGAAGCGGGGACCUUCCUCAAGUGGGGCACGAUGAGCUUUCGCGAGGGACCCGAAACUACAAGAAAACCCUUCUUCUGAGACACCACGUCUCUAACGAGCACAAACUCCACGAAGCCAACGCCCAGGAGACAGAAAUACCAUCAGAGGAGGGGUACUGUGACUUUAAUAGUAGGCCAAAUGAGAACUCUUAUUGCUAUCAACUUCUUCGACAACUAAAUGAACAAAGAAAGAAAGGUAUUCUUUGCGAUGUCAGCAUUGUGGUGAGCGGAAAAAUCUUUAAAGCUCAUAAGAACAUCCUGGUUGCAGGCAGCCGUUUCUUUAAGACUUUAUAUUGCUUUUCAAACAAAGAAAGCCCUAACCAAAACAAUACUACCCAUUUAGAUAUUGCUGCAGUUCAAGGUUUUUCAGUCAUCUUGGACUUCUUGUAUUCUGGUAACCUGGUGCUCACAAGCCAAAAUGCCAUUGAAGUGAUGACAGUGGCCAGCUAUCUUCAGAUGAGUGAAGUUGUUCAAACUUGCCGAAAUUUCAUUAAAGAUGCCUUAAAUAUAAGCAUUAAAUCAGAAGCUCCAGAGUCUGUAGUUGUGGACUAUAAUAAUAGAAAACCUGUUAAUAGAGAUGGUCUGUCUUCAUCACGGGAUCAAAAAAUUGCCAGUUUUUGGGCAACUCGGAAUCUUACCAAUUUGGCAAGUAAUGUAAAAAUUGAAAAUGAUGGUUGUAACGUCGACGAGGGCCAAAUAGAAAACUACCAAAUGAAUGACAGUAGUUGGGUCCAGGAUGGUUCACCUGAAUUGGCUGAAAAUGAAUCUCAAGGUCAAACAAAAGUGUUUAUUUGGAAUAAUAUGGGCUCCCAGGGAAUUCAAGAGACUGGCAAAACAAGGAGGAAAAACCAAACUACAAAGAGAUUUAUUUAUAAUAUACCACCUAAUGAAACAAAUUUAGAAGAUUGCUCAGUGAUGCAGCCACCUGUUGCCUAUCCAGAAGAAGAUUUAUCCUUCAUCAAGGAAGAACCAGAUCUGGAUGGUGCUCUACUCUCAGGGCCAGAUUGUGAUAGGAAUGUGAAUACAAAUUUAUUGGCUGAAGCCGGCUCCAGUCAGGAUGGAGGUGAUGCUGGUACUUCACAUGAUUUCAAGUAUGGCCUGAUGCCUGGACCUUCAAGUGAUUUCAAGUAUGGAUUGCUGCCAGGUACUUCAAAUGAUUUCAAGUAUGGAUUGAUACCAGGUGCUUCAAAUGAUUUCAAGUAUGGAUUAUUGCCGGAAUCUUGGCCAAAACAAGAAACUUGGGAAAAUGGUGAAUCAUCUCUAAUCAUGAACAAGUUAAAAUGCCCUCAUUGUAGCUAUGUAGCCAAAUACAGACGAACACUAAAAAGGCAUUUGCUCAUUCAUACGGGAGUCAGAUCAUUUAGCUGUGAUAUUUGUGGAAAACUGUUUACUCGCAGAGAACAUGUGAAAAGACAUUCCCUGGUGCAUAAAAAGGAUAAAAAAUACAAAUGUAUGGUGUGUAAGAAGAUCUUCAUGUUAGCAGCCAGUGUUGGAAUAAGACAUGGAUCUCGACGCUAUGGUGUUUGUGUAGACUGUGCAGAUAAAUCACAGCCAGGAGGGCAAGAAGGUGUAGAUCAGGGACAGGAUACAGAUUUCCCUCGGGAUGAAGAAUAUGAAGAGAAUGAAGUAGGAGAAGCUGAUGAAGAGCUGGUUGAUGAUGGAGAAGAUCAGAAUGAUCCCUCUCGGUGGGAUGAAUCAGGAGAUGUUUGUAUGUCUCUAGAUGAUUAACUGACCUAUACUCCUCAAGGAUGCUGCAUUUGGACAUAAUAUGAAUCGACAAUUUGAAUUGUUGAACUUGAAGGCUUGCAAAAUAUGGUACAUGCUGGAUGGUAGUUAUGUUGCUGUGAAAACUGUAGGGUCAAAAAGCCUUAUAGCAAAAAAAAAAAAAAUUUUUUUUUUAUAUUUGCACAGGACUGUACAGCAAACAACCUUGUGGUUGGAUUACAUGGAGUCCCCACAUCUUCAGUCAGUUAUCAAAGUAAAAAUAUUUUUUAUUUAUAGGAUAUACAGUAACUAUUUGGGUCCUACGAAUAUAUCGUACCUAUCCUUAAAGAGCUUACAUUCAUGUGUCAAUUUAACAUGAAUGAAGAAAAUCCAUUUAUAAGACUACAGUGACAGCUGACCCAAUUACUCUGUCCAUCAAACCACUCAGGCUAGUUUGUACUAGUAGAGUUUUGUUUCUAUUUUUAUUUUUAUUAAUUUUAUUUUUUUUUAAUACAGAUUUUCAGUGAGGGGCUUUUUCAACCCCAUUGGUUCUACUUUCCUGUAUUUUUCCAUUUUAAUUUGCUUCAUAACUUAAACCACGUCUCUUCUAGUUAAGGUAUUAUUUCUCAGUUUUGUGCUGAUGGGCAUGUUUAUAAGAACUGGAGAGGUAAUUUAUUGGAAUGAACUAACUGACUUCCUCCAUACCCCCUUUCCUUUUUGACAUGAAUUUUACUACUUCACAAAUGAAGAAAUGAUGUUGCAAAGUUAACAUGGCGAAGUUGACAAAUACCACUAAAAUGAUUAUGAUUUAGAAGUAACUUUCUCCUGCUGCUCUAAUCUGAUAAAUGGUUAUUACAUGACGUUUUCUGACAAUGGUAUUCGGUUUUGGGUAUCUGUUACUUUGGCACUAUUCUUGUUUGCCUCUUUAUAUUUUUGCCAGUGUACUAUACCUCAGUCCUAUUUGAAAAGACAGAAAUCUAAUCAAAAGAAAAGUCAUAGAAACAAUAAGUAAAAUGAUUUGUUUCCUAAUUUGACCUCCAUGUCCAGUUUGGUUAGCUUGUUAUGCAAUAUAAGUGAAAUAUCAGGUUUUUACUCCUGUGCCCUUUUUAUCAUUAAAAAUAACAUAAAAAGUGCAUUCUCUUUGUUUGAUAUUACUGGGAUAUUGAGCGUUUUGAAAUUAUGAUAGAUAAAUAUUUUUUCAAUUCCUCAAAGUUUUGCUACAUCUUCAUAGAUAGUCUUUCUGGUAGUCACCAUGAUUCAACUGUCGGCAAAAGUCUUACAAAUAAAAUAUUGAGAGGCUUUACAAUUAUUCUGUUAACUAAAUUCUUUAGGGUACAGGGGGUGAUAUAUUAAAUUGAAAUGAUCAGAUUUAUUGAGUCUGAUGACAGAUGAAUUAGCUGAUUGUUAAACUGACAGCAGCAUUUCACAUAAUACUAACACGCAUGACAUUUAUCAGGAACAUAUUGUAUAUUAUAUAAGAUUGAGGGAUAUCCUAUUUUCAGCUUUCUUUUAAUAGAAAUUGAGUAUAUUUUCCUAUUUUAUAUCAGGUCACUAAAUUAUGCUAUUUGUGUGGGAAAAAUUGCAAAGUACACUUUGACAGACAUAAUCAUUUGGUGCUCCAUCUGAUCAAAGUUGCAAAGUUGAUAAUUUUUUUUUUAAAGAGACAAACUUUCUCACUGUCUCAGAUUUCGGUAGUGUAAUGAUUUCAUGUUAGACAUGGAUGUUUCUGCUAGGAUGAAUCAAGAUAAAAGCACGGUUACAGGCUUAGAUACAUCUUCUGUCAUCUAAACUUUAUUGUAGUUUCUACAUAACUAUAAAAUUGACAGGAAUAGUUUGGUUUGAUUUUUGUUUAAGACUGAAGAGUACAUCUUAUUCUCCGUGUUCUAGACAAAUGAGUAUAAUGUCAUUCUGGUGGGGUCCAAAGUAGACGUUAGUUGGGCAAAGAUACUAUGAAUGAAAAAGUAUUUUAAACUUAAAAUGUUCUGCUUUGUGAAUAUGUAAGUAUAGUAUAAAGAUUUCUUUCAUCCCAUUUAUCCCCCUCCUUUAAAAUAAACCAUAGUUUACAAUUGGUAGAUCUGUCUAUAUAUAAAUAUAUAUUAAAGAGAAAAGAUAUAUAUCUGAAAAUCACCUAAAUCUGCUUUAUUAGACUACAGUUCACUUAUUACAUAGAAACUGGACUUGGCUUUACAUUCUUAAUGUACUUUUACUUUUCCUCAAGAUAUGAACUUACACUCUUUAAACUGAAUUUUCUUUUACUACUUAAAUCAUUUAUGUAUAUCUGGUAAAUUAUGACCAAAUUUUUGUUAGACUGCAUACAGUAAAUUGAAAUACACACUUGGUACACUA